AUGACUAUCUUCAUUGCUUCAUUAUUCCUACCAUACACUAUCAACUUCCAUGUUAACAAAUCGCGAAGCCGCCGUGCCUCCCGUGCCCCGAGCCCUCCCCCGCCAAAACCAACCCCCGAAGACAUCCCACCAGCAAGCACCACCAGUGCCCCCCUCAGCUUAUUCGAUCAGCAACAUGGCGCCAAGAAAGUCGGUUUAACUCCGGGAGCCACGACGGAGCACGAACGCAUCUUUUCGUCGGAUCUCAACAAGGCGGAGAUAAAACCGCAGGAAUACCCGUUCCCCGGGUCGGUGAAUGAAAAGGAUGUUUUGACGGGGAGUGAAGCACACUCGCCCGCAUGGGGUGCGACGACAUCGUUAAACCAGCCUCGACCGCAGGCGGCGUUCGCGGCGAGUCCGUCGAUUCUGAAGCAUCAGGAUGCCCUUCUGCCUGUGAGGGAGGAGCAAGAAAUUACCAAAGCCAAAGUGCCCGCAGUUUACGCUACGAGGGCUGAGCAUGGACGGGCGGAGUCAUUUUCCAAGGCUGAAUGGACGAUCGAGACCGCUGAGCAGGGUAAUGGGGGUCUGCGGAACGCUGUCCGGUCUGCCACUGAUGCGGGGCAGCUGGAGGAUAAGAUCUGGGUUGGAACGUUGGGGAUGCCGACGGAUGCCUUGGUGCAGCAGACUAAGUCGACGAUUGCACAUACGCUGGAGAAGGAACAUGGAUCUUUGACAGUGUUCGUCAGUGACGCCGAUUUCGACGGGCACUACACGCAUUUCUGCAAGACGAUUCUGUGGCCUGUGUUCCACUACCAGAUUCCGGAUAAUCCCAAGAGCAAGGCGUACGAAGACCACUCGUGGAUCUACUAUGUCAAGAUCAACCAGGCCUUUGCGGAGCGGAUCGCGCGGAACUGGAAGAAGGGAGACUCGAUCUGGGUCCAGGAUUACCAUUUGCUGCUGGUCCCCGCUAUGUUGCGCAAGUUGCUCCCGGAUGCGCAGAUUGGGUUUUUCCUGCACAUCGCGUUCCCCUCUUCAGAAGUGUUUCGAUGCUUGGCUCCUCGUAAGGAGCUUCUUGAAGGCAUGCUGGGAGCGAACUUGAUCGGUUUCCAGACUGAUGAGUACUGUCGACACUUCCUCCAAACGUGCAGUCGGAUAUUAUCCGUGGAGGCCACCAACGAGGGUCUACAAAUGGAGGAUCGCUUUGUCAAUGUGGCCACCUUCCCUAUUGGCAUUGACCCGACAUCCUGGGACAAGCGACGUCAAGCGGGGGAUGUUGAGCAGUGGAUCAGGACGAUCUCCGAAAGGUAUCAGGGUAAGCGGUUGAUUGUGUCGAGAGACAAGAUCGAUCAGGUACGGGGAAUUCGACAAAAGCUGUUGAGUUAUGAGUUGUUCCUCAACUCUUAUCCUGAAUGGAGGGAACAGGUGGUUUUGAUUCAAGUGGCGACGAGUACCACGGAACAGCCCGAGCUGGAAGCCAUGGUUUCUGACAUUGCGAUGCGGAUUAAUUCUACGCAUUCUACGUUGGCUCAUCAGCCUUUAGUCUUCCUCAAACAAGACUUGGCGUUCCCACAAUAUCUGGCUUUGAUAUCUGUGGCGGAUGCACUUAUGAUCACUAGUCUUCGUGAGGGAAUGAACCUAACCAGUCAUGAGUUUGUCUACUGUCAGGACGGAAAGUACCACGGGUCCGGAAACAAGAAAUACGGCUCUCUGAUUCUGAGUGAAUUCACUGGAAGUGCCUCUGUAUUUGGCAACCACGCUCUUCUGGUCAACCCAUGGGAUUACCGACAAUGCGCAGAGGCGAUUCACGAGGCGCUAUCGCGCGGCGAGGAAGAGCGCCAGCAGGUCUGGACGAAACUUCACCAGGCCGUACUGCAUAACUCGACAGCCAACUGGGUCAAGUCGUUCAGCGAAACAUUAACCCGGGUAUGGCACGAGCAAUCGUCGCGGGAAUUCAUAUACGUGCCUCGUCUCCCGAUGGACCAGCUAGAAGAACGGUAUCAAAGAGCUCCGCGUCGGCUGUUUAUUGUUGACUAUGAGGGUACACUUGCUUCGUGGGGCUCGCCGAAGAGCAUCAUUGUCACGACACCGCAACGGGCAAUCACCACCCUGACCGAACUAACAGAGGACCCGCGAAACAUGGUAUAUGUGAUGAGCGCACGGAUGCCAGAGGAAAUGGAAAGACUCUUCAGCCGGGUCCCUGGCGUGGGCUUAAUCGCAGAGAACGGCUGUUUCGUGCGCGAACCUCAUGAAGAAGAAUGGCUCAAACUCACAAACCAGGAACGUACCACAGCAUGGAAAGACGGUGUUAGCCACAUCCUAGCCUACUACCAGGAACGCGCGGAUGGCAGCUGGAUCGAGCGCCGACACUGCUCACUUGUCUUUCACUACGGCUCAGCAGAGGACCAGCACGCAGCCGCCCGACUGGCCUCUGAAUGCGCAGGACACAUCAACGAUGCCUGUGCUAACCAAGGUAUCCACGCUAUCCUCGUAGAGGGAGCACUAGUUGUGGAACCAGCAGACAAAAACAAGGCAUCUGCAGCAGAAGCAGCAUGGCAGGGUAUCGUCCGUGCGGCACCGCCAGAUGAAAGUCAAGAACGGCCUAGUUUCCUACUCGUCAUUGGAGACGGCCGCGAUGACGAGUGCGUGUUCCGAUGGGCGAACAAGCUAGAGCAGAAAGGCGGGAUCGAGUAUGCCAUGACGGUGGCGCUGGGAUCGCGGAGUACGGAGGCUAAGGCGACCUUGACACAGGGUGUUACUGGUGAGUUUUCCUUGGUUCUACGGUAUGGAAAGACGUGGCUAACUCGCGUAGGUGUGCUUUCUUGUCUAGAACGAUUGGCGGCGUCGAAUUCGUGA
Molecule: messenger RNA, 2832 nt
Organism: Aspergillus chevalieri
Lineage: Eukaryota; Fungi; Ascomycota; Eurotiomycetes; Eurotiales; Aspergillaceae
Product: putative alpha,alpha-trehalose phosphate synthase subunit TPS3
Exons: 3
Coding region: 1-2832 (943 amino acids)
Biological process (GO): trehalose biosynthetic process
Cellular component (GO): alpha,alpha-trehalose-phosphate synthase complex (UDP-forming); cytosol
Molecular function (GO): catalytic activity
Source: RefSeq, a predicted model, not a curated record